AACAGUCAGAUGGCGACGAAGAAGAGAGGAAGAUCGCCCCAAGUGCUCCGCUUAUUUGUCCACCUCGCGACGCAAGGCAGCACCUAACACCGUCCUCGUUUCCGACUGUUUCCGAUCACGACGGGGGCGUAUGUACCACCUACCGCGUUUCCCCGCAGUCAUCGCCGCACGCCACCGUUUGCACGCUGCACGCGAGUUUCGGCGAUUUCUGCGGGAAUUCGCGACGCACCCGGACCUGAUGGACGAAGUUCUCGAGAGCUGGGAGCAGAUAGAGGAGACCGGCGCACUCGACAAAAGACUGGAGGCCCUUCGGUUGAACACAGUAGAGGAAGAGAUAGAAUCUAGGACCAGCCAUGACACGAGCAGAAAGAUAAUCAUAUUAGGGGAAGACGGUAUCAGAUCUCAGUACGUACCUCCAAAGCCCAUGGUGAAGAUAUUAAAGAGACCGACCGCGGACUCGCGGGGCAGCGGCGACGGUCCAUUAAACGACGACAAGCCCAAGCAACCUAUCAAAUCUCUGAAACAGCGUGAGCAAGAAUAUGCGGAGGCACGCAGGAGGAUCCUAGGGGAAGAGAAGAGUCCAGAGGAGAAGACUGCACAGGAAAUCAACAAAAUCCAGGCAAAAUCGAGCGCACCGAACGGCAAUAAUUUCCCCAGUAACGUUGUUCGCAUGCCUGCUGGCCCAGACGGCACCCGAGGCUUUAAUGUACGCAGGUAGCGCGUCUUCCGAUUAACUCUACCCAUCCUCUUCCUCUCCUUCCUAUUCGCUGCCACGGGGAAGGAGAACGGCUAUGAGGCCGUUGAGAUGGCAUAGCUUCGCACUUCCAUCCAAAGCGAACAAGACAUUCUCGAAGCUGCGUUCUACGACUCGUCACCACGCAUGGACUCAGCCUAGCAAGAAUCGAGAGAAAAAGGACUUAUUCGAGCGAAAACGAAAUGCCAAUAUCACGCUGCAUUCUGUUGCAAUGCUCUUAUAUAGUUAAUGAGAAGAUGGAAAAGGGAAAAAUAAUUAUGUUUAUAUACGUAUAUAUAUUUAUAUGUAUAUGCACAUGCAGGUAUAAUUAUUUUUCUACUUAUAUAUACAAUCGGAAUUGCAAUUUGGACAAUGCAAUAGGACGAAAGUGUGGAUUUGUUAUAAAUCAAGAAAAUGAACUGCUUCAAUUGUAUAAUAACUUGUAUAAUACGACGCAUCUAAUGGAAGUGUAAUAAGUAUCUUUGGACUGUGUAAUAAAAAAGACUGUAUAUAUUACGCGUAUAUACAGUGCCUGUAUAUAUACACAUAUAUUAUAUUCAUGUACACAAGUGACAAUUGUACGCGAUAUGUGAAACGUUUUGUUAUUAAAUCAAAGAUACUUUUAAACAGAGAUACUCUUCAUUGAUUCAUACACUUAUAUUUAAUUUCAUACUACUGUUGCAUUAAGAGAGAUAUUUUUAAGAAUAAUAUGAUUAAUUGUUAAUUGUUAAUCUGUUUAAACUAAGUAUUUAUAUUUUAAUAGUAUAAAUGUUAUACAGAGUGUACCAGAUCAUUUGUGCCACCCUUUUUUCUUGACACACUGAAUGAUUCAUCUGAACUAUCUAAUGAUGACACAUUGGUUUUUCGAAUAAUAUAUGUAUAGGGUCGUUGGAUCAGAAAUUUAAAUGAUAACAUAAAUUGUAUAUUGGCUAGGUCUUUUAAAAACAAAUAACUUUUUGCUUAAACUUGUCUUGAUUAUUUGGUUUACGAGGAAAAUAAGGACAUGUCAUUAUGAAUAAAGUACUGUAGAAAUGCGGCGAAAGUGUUUGUAAGUUUCCGAUACUUUAAGCAUAUGUUCGCAUUUUUUUUAAAUACCCUGUUGAUCAGUGUGCGUCGUCAAACGUUCUUAUGGAUGGUACGGGUGAUCUGGUUCAAUCAUGGGUGUCUCGAGUUUGAUCACUUUUUUUUAUCUAUUCAAGGUCUUUUAAAAAAUCUCUAAAAGUUCAUGAACACCUUCAAGUUUCUAGUACAAAUGUUUGUACUUUUUUUUUUGAUAAAAAAUAAAAAUGUAUCUAUAAUUUAUUAUCCUUGAAAGAGAGGUAUUUUUACGAAAAGGCCUGUUUUUGUUAUGUUCAGGAAAAAUAAUGGGCGGUUUCAGUCUUGAUCUUCAGUCUUAAUUUUAAUCUUAGUUUUAGAAAUUGACCAAUUAUAAUCAAUUUAUAGAAAAAUAAUCGACUAUGAUUGCUCAAUUUCUAAGAUUAAGAUUAAGACCGAAGCAUAAACCGACCAUAAAACAAAUAUCAUUUCUUAGAAUUUUUGAAUCGAGGAAUUAGACCUUUUUUUUCGUAAUAUUUUCUUCUUUUGAGAAAAGAUCAAAGAUCAAGGGUUGGUUAAAUAACUCAUUUUAAAUAAAACUUAUUUAAAAAUAUAAACUAAAUUAACUUCAAAUAAAAAAUAUAAACUAUAGAUGAUAGAAACUUAUUUAAAAUGUUUCUUGACUUUUAUCUUUUUUAUUUUCAAUAUGUCGAUUUAAUUUAUCUUAAAUAAGUUCCAGAUAAGUAUUCAACUUAUCCCUGUCAAGGACAAAAAUUGGUUGAACACGGAAUACCCAUGAUUGAGCCUUAAAGAUUGAAAAUUAUUUAAAUAAAAGUUUUGUCAUUUCCCAAA
This is a messenger RNA of Solenopsis invicta (red fire ant), 2620 nucleotides long. RefSeq names its product SUZ domain-containing protein 1. NCBI's taxonomy places the organism in Eukaryota, Metazoa, Arthropoda, Insecta, Hymenoptera, Formicidae. The record is from RefSeq and is a predicted model, not a curated record. The coding region runs from base 131 to 718 and encodes 195 amino acids. The transcript is spliced from 4 exons.